GUCAGAACCCAGGAGGGCUGAGCGCACAGAGCGCUGGCAGUUGGUGGAAUGAUGGAGGACAGGCAAGCAGGACAUGGGGCAGAAGAAAUAAAAGUAAGAGUUCAUCACUAAAGAUAUCUCCUGAUGAUGUGAUAAACUAAAAUCUGAAAUCAUCUAGAAGAAUAAAUAGAAUUCAUCAUGGCCAACCUGGCCCACAGUCAGAAGGGCCGCAAAAGGACUUUACCCUUACAAGCUCUAAUGCCACAAGUACCCCGCGGCAACUAUUUGCACCUUCUGGAAGAGAAACAAAGACUACAGCUAAAGAAAUUCCUCCUUCAUAGGAUGUUUCUAGUGGCCAACACACAAGCAAACCUGGAGAAAAAAGAAAUUGCUGAAUACUAUGAACAAGUAUUUCAGUCGAUUUUGAAACAUCACCCAGGAGAAGCAGUGACAGGAUUAUUGCUCAUAUACCCCACGUCCCUUCUGCAUAUCCUUGAGUCUUCCAGUGAUACCCUCUACCAAAUUCUUUUAGAUUAUCUAGACCAUGAAAGAAAGGAAACAGACUAUUUCGUCCAAAACAUGAAAAUUAUAGUCAUUUCUCAUAACAUCCCAACGAGAUUCUUCAUGCAAUGGCACGUUUCAGUCAUCAAAGUGCCAGUUAUGUAUCUUGAUGAUGUGACACAGUCACAGUCCUUAAAUGAGGUCAUCACAGAUUUCCUCACCCAGACUCAUAAACUAGCACUUCACCUGUUUAAGGCUAUGAAAGCGGGUGCUAAGGGACCAGGGGAUAAUUUGCACCAAGUUGCACCUGAGCUACUCCUUCCAGAACAAAUCAUAAAGUAUCUGUUGAAAUGUGAACAAUUUAUGGACCCACAAACAUUCAUGAACAUGUAUAAUAAACCUAUUCACGUUACCAUGGAUUCUGAGGUGGUCUGGCCUGCUCCUUCCCGUUUCUACAGCUGAGAGAUACGAUGUGGUCUGAUCUCUUGAGGAUGUUGUGCUACUUUAAAUAAAGGGGAAAAUAUUUCUAGAA
This is a messenger RNA of Ictidomys tridecemlineatus (thirteen-lined ground squirrel), 1012 nucleotides long. Lineage: Eukaryota; Metazoa; Chordata; Mammalia; Rodentia; Sciuridae. The record is from RefSeq and is a predicted model, not a curated record.